AUGAGUGGUGGCUGGAACACGAUCGAGUCCGAUGCGGGCGUCUUCACAUCCCUCAUCGAAAACCUCGGCGUCAAAAACGUCCAGUUCGAAGAGCUCCUGACCCUCGACCCCUCGGAGCUCCUCGCCCUGCAGCCCCUCUACGGCGUAAUCUUCCUCUUCAAGUACCCGACGGACCGGCCGUACGCCGACGCCUCGGGCCCGCAGGACGGCGCCUUCGACCACGACGCGUCGGAGCGCAUCUUCUUCGCCGCGCAGACGAUCCAGAACGCGUGCGCCACGCAGGCCCUGCUGAGCGUGCUCCUCAACAAGACGGAGGACGAGGGCGUCGACAUCGGCCCGCAGAUGCACGACUUCCGGGACUUCACCAUGGUGCUGCCGCCCGAGUUCCGGGGCGAGGCGCUGAGCAACUCGGACCUCAUCCGGGAGGUGCACAACGGGUUCGCGCGGAGCAGUCCCUUUGCGGACGAGACGGCGCGGCAGCACGGGGAGCCGUCCGAGGACGUCUUCCACUUCAUCGCCUACACGCCCAUCGGCGGGACGCUGUACGAGCUGGACGGCCUGCAGCCGGCGCCGAUCUCGCACGGGCCGUGCACCCCGGACGAGUUCCCCCUCAAGGUCGUCGACGUGCUGCGGCGGCGCGUCGCGCGCUACGACGAGGCCGAGAUCCGGUUCAACCUGCUGGCCAUGUGCCGGGACCUGCGCGUGCGCGCGAGGGAGUUUGGCGACGAGGAGCUGCUCGAGCGGGAGGAGCGCAAGCGGCGCGACUGGGCGUUUGAGAACGCCCUGAGGCGGCACAACUUUGUGGGCUUCGCGGGGGAGGUGCUCAAGAGGGUGGUGGAGAAGAAGCUCGGCGAGGGAGGCGACGAGGCGGUGGACAAGUGGGUGGGCGAGGGUCUCGAGAGGAGGAGGGCUGCGGAGAAGGCGAGGGGUGGUGGUGGUGGAGGGGAUGUGGAUAUGAGUGGGUGA
This is a messenger RNA of Trichoderma citrinoviride, 966 nucleotides long. Its product is annotated as ubiquitinyl hydrolase. Gene Ontology annotation, biological process: protein deubiquitination; ubiquitin-dependent protein catabolic process. The coding region runs from base 1 to 966 and encodes 321 amino acids. The transcript has 3 exons. Gene Ontology annotation, cellular component: cytoplasm. Gene Ontology annotation, molecular function: cysteine-type deubiquitinase activity. The record is from RefSeq and is a predicted model, not a curated record. NCBI's taxonomy places the organism in Eukaryota, Fungi, Ascomycota, Sordariomycetes, Hypocreales, Hypocreaceae.